Molecule: messenger RNA, 495 nt
Organism: Nicotiana tabacum (common tobacco)
Lineage: Eukaryota; Viridiplantae; Streptophyta; Magnoliopsida; Solanales; Solanaceae
Source: RefSeq, a predicted model, not a curated record
AUGAAUUCAAAAUUAGUAGUCAUCCUUGUCUAUGUAGAUGAUCUUCUAGUGACUCGGAGCAGUCUAAGAUUGAUCCAACAAGUCACGAAGGAUUUGAAGGAGAGGUUCAAGAUGAAAGAUCUUGGUGAACUGAAAUACCUUUUAGGGAUUGAGUUCUCUAGAUCUCAGAAAGGAAUUGUUAUGUGCCAAAGGAAGUAUGCUCUAGAACUAGUCUCUAAACUAGAGCUAGCAUGUGCAAAGCCAGCAGCAACACCUCUGGAGUUCAAUCAUAAGCUCACAUUCAUUGAGUUUGACAAGCAAAUACCAAAAGCUGGGUCUACAGUGGAUAGAGAACUUGAAGACAGGGGAGGCUAUCAGAGACUAGUUUCUCACAUGGAAGUUGCUCAAAGAGUGGUGAGGUACAUAAAAACUGCCCCUGGAUUUGGAUUGUUUAUAUCUGCAAAAGCAAGCAAAUCUUUGUAUGCAUACUGUGAUUCUGAUUGGGGGACUGUGUAG